Messenger RNA from Ostrea edulis (European flat oyster), 433 nucleotides. RefSeq names its product spermatogenesis-associated protein 48-like. The record is from RefSeq and is a predicted model, not a curated record. NCBI's taxonomy places the organism in Eukaryota, Metazoa, Mollusca, Bivalvia, Ostreida, Ostreidae. Bases 46 to 297 code for a protein of 83 amino acids. The transcript has 3 exons.
ACUGAAUAAGAUUUAUGAAUUAUUAAAUGUGCACCGUGUAGUGAGAUGUACUGUGGUAUGGAGGACGACACGCCUGGUGUACGACAGUGCCCGGGGUAUGCCGGUUUCGUGCCCAGGAAGCCAACAGCAGGCGAUCUCCAGAAGCGCUCAGAACCCACCCAUAUGGUCAGCACCAUGAAAGCUAACUACCGGGAACUUCCGGUCGAUGAAUACAGAAAGCAAACCUUUGCCAAGAAAGGUCCAAUGUCCAGAACAGUGACGCUGACUUACCCAUUCAAUCCAUACAACAAAAUCUGAACCGUCCGAGGAACAUCAUGGAAAGCGUGUCAUGAAUUUAAACUCAUACUCAAAAUCUGUGUAUAAACACCAAUUCUGAUUGCCAGAGUUUUUCUUAUUUAUACACAAAGUAUUUAUAUGUAUUAUAUAAUAAAUU